Molecule: messenger RNA, 946 nt
Organism: Didymella exigua CBS 183.55
Lineage: Eukaryota; Fungi; Ascomycota; Dothideomycetes; Pleosporales; Didymellaceae
Exons: 3
Coding region: 172-708 (178 amino acids)
Source: RefSeq, a predicted model, not a curated record
GGUCAAGAUAUUGAGCAUCCUAUUCUCCCAGAGCUGCUCGUCCAUUUUGUGAUAUACCUUGAACUCGACAUUCAACGUCCUCAGCAUACCCACUUGUAUCGCAUUAUUUGAAAACUCGAUAUCCAGUCAUCAGACACCCGCCUGAAUACAAACCUCACACCAAAUUUUCAAAUGCCUGCCUCAGUAGCAUCCGCACCGGUGAACCGCACGUCCGCCAAAACCGCCGCCUCGCGCCCCAAGAAGGCUGCUUCGACCACGGGAAAGAAGACACAGAGCAACGCUAACGGCGCGGCAAACGGUCUGCAGCAACACGCAUCGCCCUACACAAUCAUGGCAUCGAGAAUUGCAAACCGUGUCGCUGAGAUGGCCGAGAACAUGACUUUUGUUGAACGUGAAAGGACACCGUCUCAGUCAGAGCAGAAGCCAGUCGAGCAGAGACCUGUGCAAAAGAAGCCCCCCAGGAAACUCGAGAUGCGCUUGCCGAACUCCGGUCAAUCGCCGACCAACAUCAUGUUCUCUGCUCCAUUCCUUGAUAACACACUGUCGAAGCUGCUCGCACUCCAGAACCGCAUGUUGACGGUAUCCAAUGACAUCGCUGCGAGCGAAGACGUCGAUGAAAAGACGAAGCAGGAGCAAUUCGCACAGAGCGCAGAACUGAGCAGGAUCAUUGCGCUGAUCUGUUCGGAGAAGGCUAGGCAGGGUGCUUGAGUCGCCUGAGCUCAGGCUGAAGGAUACUUAUCUUACGAGAUCUGAGAACAUAUGAUGGAUGCUUUGUAUGGUGUUGAGGAGUGUCUGCCUUUGGGCUGGAAUAUGGGGCUUUGUAUGAUUAUGAUGGCAGUCAGGAGUAUUCCCAACGAGUGAACGUCCGAAAAUUCGGUUCCAUGAAACGUAAGAAAAGCUUUGUUUUACGGUCAAGCUUUGACAUAGCCCUUUAUCUCCGCUUUGU